CUCCCUGUGCCCAGAGGCGGAGACUUCGGCUUGUAAUGUGGAAGCACAGGCAUGAAGCCUGAUGAGCGAGUGUGACAGUCACCGCAAACCCUCUUCAGCAUAGACAGCAGCUCAGUCGGUGGCGGAAGAGACUACAGUCUGGUGGCAUAAUGAGUGGCAGAGUUGGGGAUCUCAGCCCCAAACAGGAGGAGGCCUUAGUAAAGUUCCGUGAGAAUGUUAAAGACCUGAAACCCAAGCUCCCCCCAUUCCUUCAGGAUGAUUACUUUCUACUGCGCUGGCUCCGAGCCCGAUGCUUUAACCUGCAAAAAUCAGAAAGUAUGCUCCGAAAGCAUAUGGAGGUUCGGAAGCACAUGGAUGCUGAUAAUGUGCUGGAGAAAUGGCAGCCCCCAGAGGUAGUCCAGAAGUAUUUGUCUGGAGGAUUGUGCGGCUUUGACCGGGAAGGCAGCCCUAUCUGGUAUGAUGUCAUCGGGCCCCUGGACCCUAAAGGGCUGCUGUUCUCCGCUUCCAAACAGGACCUCAUGAAGACUAAAGUCAGGGAUUGUGAGAGAAUGCAACAAGAAUGCCGAAUGCAGAGUGAAAAGCUGGGCAGAAAGGUUGAAGAGGUUGUGAUGAUCUAUGAUGUAGAGGGCUUGGGACUGAAGCAUCUAUGGAAACCUGCAGUGGAUUUAUAUGGGGAGGUCUUGCAAAUGUUUGAAGAUAAUUAUCCUGAGGCUUUAAAGAGACUCUUUGUGAUUAAAGCUCCUAAACUGUUCCCAGUGGCAUACAACCUUGUUAAACAUUUCUUGAGUGAGGAUACAAGGAGGAAGAUCAUUGUGGUAGGAGAUAACUGGAAAGAAGUGCUUCAGAAAUACAUCUCUCCAGAGGAACUACCCAAAUACUAUGGUGGGACCCUAGCAGACCCAGAUGGAGAUCCAAAAUGUAAAUCUAAGAUAAAUUACGGUGGAGACAUCCCUAAGACAUACUAUGUACGGGACCAAGUGCAGCAGAAUUAUGAGCACAGUGUUACUAUUAAUAGAGGCUCCAGUCAGCAAAUGGAGUAUGAGAUCCUGUUCCCAGGAUGUGUCCUCAGGUGGCAGUUCCAGUCAGAUGGCGCUGAUAUUGGGUUUGGUGUUUUCCGAAAGACAAAGGCAGGAGAGCGGCAGAAGGCUGGGGAUAUGAUUGAGGUGCUGCCUAAUGAAAGAUAUAAUGCCCAUAUGGUACCGGAAGAUGGGAGCCUAACCUGUGCAGACCCUGGGACAUAUGUUCUUCGCUUUGAUAAUACAUAUAGCUUCAUUCAUGCCAAGAAGAUUGGCUACACUGUGGAGGUCUUGCUGCCCGAUCGCAGUUCUGAAGAGAAGAUCCAGAAACUAGAGGAAAAGUUGGAGACUAGUCUAAGCCUUUAGGAAGGUGAAGGGGGGAACAUAAAUUAUCAUCCUCUCUGCAAAGCCCAUACAGGACUCUGAAACUACCCAGUGAAAGAGAAUAUUUGAUAACAGUGGUAUAUAGAAGAGACAAAUGAGGUUGUAUAAAUGCAAUAAGGCAUCUGCGUGCACACUAUAGGGACUGGUGUGAGUCCCUCCCAUGCCUUAUUGCAUUUCAGUUUACCAGUUUUUCUUUUGUGUGAUGCUCACAGAUGCCUCUAGAAAAAGAGAACAUACUAAUAGCUAGUAAAAAUAUAAAACUUGUGACAAGUACUGAAUGCAUAAAUAUACUUGAAGCACUGUAACACAGUCCAGAUUUAUUUUGGAGAAUUCCCUCUUUCAUAAUUUUUGGAGACACUCUAGUGAUCUCAUGAGAUAGAUAGAGAUUUGCAAUUAAAGAAGUAUCAUUAUUUUGAUUGUUAUUUCAUAAUUAUGUCUUAUGUUAUAUAAUAGGUGACACAUAGGCCAGUAACUGCUCCUGUGUUGGCAUGGCUUGAUGUGGUUUUUACAAUUCUAUAGAUCAUUUUGUCGAGGAAGGUUUAGGUGUAUGAAACAUUAAUCUAUGACAUAAGGGAGCCGAGCAGUGACGAUUCUAGUGAAGCAUGUCAGCUCCCGUGCAAAACCCGUGGUGGGUGGCUAGUUGAAAAUAAAAAUAGCCAAUACCGGAUGAGGUAAUUGAAAGAACCAAUAAAAAGAAAGACAGUGUAACAUAAACAUGGUCACUUUUGGUUAGUUGUUAAUGACUGACCAGGUCUAACUGUUAUGCUGGAUUCUCUCAUGGUAUCACAUAACCAAGUACCAUUAGUGUUUUUUUGACUAAUAUAUUCCCUUUUAAUGAUAUGGAAAAAACAAAAAUAUAUUUAGAAUAAUUAAUUAGUGAGAGGAUAUAAAAAAAAAAACUUCCCACUUGGGAUGACUUUUAAAAUGAAAUCUCAACUUCCUCACUCUAGUAGAGAUACGAGAGUACCAUACAUGGGAGCCCAGUCAGUUGGGUGGUCAGGUCUUAACCAGUGUGCUGGUUGAAGAUGAGUUGAUGGCUCCCUCUAUUUGUUCUAUCUACUCCAGUCAUCAUCCUGGCUGUGGCAGACAGAAUCAGAAUAAUACAAGGUUCAGAGUGGGGCAAAGAACAGAAGUUCUAACACUAGGAUGAAGCGCUGGACAAAGGUUCAGUUUAAAUUCAAUGAGAAUAGUUUUCAGGAUAAGGCAACCCCUGAUUUCCGCUAAGAUGAACCUCUGUUCUGUUCUGUUACUGUAGAACUGGAACACUCCACUAUGUGAAAGAGCAUAUUUUGUGUUAUUCAGCUGACACUACAUCUAAUAGACCUGUCAGGAACUGCUAUUAGCAAUUAUUCAAACCCACUGACUUUACCUUAUUGACAAGCAGAGGUCACAGACAGAGAAUGGCAUAAGAAAUUGACAAGCAAGAGGUAAUGAACACUUCUUGCAUGAUCAACUAUUGGGAUUGCACUGGGACUUUCAAAUCUAAUGAUCAGCAGGGCGGUCACCUGGCGGCAUUGGACAAGGCAGGUGUCACAUCAUAACUACAAAUUCUGUUAAUAUUUCUGUAAAUCUCAAUGUACUGUAGCAUCUUGUGUAAAUUAUAUCACAAAUCCAAUAUGAUUUUUAAGCCAACAUUUUGUCAAGUAUUGAACUUUUGUUUGUAUAUGUUUACUGUUUGAAUAGUUGAUUUUGUACCUGAAUUGCUAGCAGUCUAUUUAAUUGAAAUACAAUUGUCAUUUAUCUAUCCCAAAGAUAAAUUUGUCUGCACUGUUUAUUGUUUUUUUUGUAAAUCCAUAGGAAACUCACCUGAGUAUAGACAAACAUGUGCUGUAUGUUGUAUAUGCUGUGUCCAUGCACAGAAUCUGGUGUCAAUAUAUUGUACUGUGUUUACAUACCAUAUAAAGUACAGCAUAUGUUUUAUAUGUGCUCAAGUUAAAACAAUGUAUAAUACUACAUACAACUAUUACCAACUGAGGUAUAAAUUAUAAACCCCUAUUCAUUUUCAGCUUAUGUUGAACUUGGUUAAAACACUGAUUUUGUUAUGUUUUUAUUUUGAAUCCCAAAUAAGUUGUUUACAUUUUCUUGUUGUGUCUAUCAAUGAAAGCGGGUUGUAGAUAAGUAUGCAAGAUACAUACUUUGGUAUGGUAUGGUAUGGGAAGCUCAGGGCAGCGUGAACCAAACUCUGAAGGUAGCCACACAUGCAGUUCUGGUUUACAUAUGGGGAUUAUUCUAACAAAUAAUACUCCGUGGCAUGUGUGUUUGUGUGUGAUCCUCAGAACAAUAUUAUAUUUACAAUUUGAUCAUAGGUGAGGGCUCACUGGCCACUCGGGAAGUAGAAAGUACCCCCUUACAUUGUGACAGCCAACCAGAUCUGCAGUUCUGUGGUCAACUUUAAUUAACAUUUACAAACAUGGGGCCUGAUUCAGAUGUGGUUGGAGGAGCAAUUGCUGCUGCUUACGUGGAAGAAGCAGCAGCGAUGCACUAGUGUGUUAAUGCAGCAGAAAGCGUCUGAUAUAAGUAGACAACUGAUGCUUGCAUUUUUUGAUCCGUGCUGAUCACCUGCAACAAGGGGUCGCACAAGAUGGCCACCGCAGUUCCUACAAAGAGGCCAGGAAAUCUCCAUCUUCUGACAGAGAUAAUGGCCUCUGCACUCACCUAAAACGUUUUGGGAAGUGCCGCCCCCUAACUGACAGUCAGCAGCCGUAGUGCAUCCAAUGAAGCAGGACCCAUACUGCACAUGUACAGUACGGUUUCGGUUUGCAAGUGCAAAGAAACAUCAUCAGUACUUAGCACUAUAUGCCGCACCUACAUCAACUACAUCUGAAUUAGGCCCAUGUUUUCUUACAAUUAUCACUGACAUAGACUGUUUUCGAUUUCUCCCUACGCUUAAGUGACAUAGACGGUUGAUCAUGCACCUAAUUGUUUUUCAGUUUUCUGAGGUCUGUUUUUAUAUUAAAUUGAAUAAAUCUGCAAACAGAA
Molecule: messenger RNA, 4379 nt
Organism: Pseudophryne corroboree (corroboree frog)
Lineage: Eukaryota; Metazoa; Chordata; Amphibia; Anura; Myobatrachidae
Gene: SEC14L2
Product: SEC14 like lipid binding 2
Exons: 12
Coding region: 150-1382 (410 amino acids)
Cellular component (GO): cytoplasm
Source: RefSeq, a predicted model, not a curated record